Molecule: messenger RNA, 711 nt
Organism: Closterium sp. Yama58-4
Lineage: Eukaryota; Viridiplantae; Streptophyta; Zygnematophyceae; Desmidiales; Closteriaceae
Source: the annotation of a GenBank genome assembly
AUGCGAGGCGUUCAAGGCUCCAACUACUACGGCGAAUUGUACCGCAUUCUGCGGGCGAAAUUUCCCGAUUUCCGUCACACGGAGGGGUCCGUCAAGACGAAGCUGUUCCGCCUGAAAGGACAGUACCUGCAGCUGCGAGAUCGGAUCGAGCGGUCCGCAUCUGGUGCUCCUCGAAAUCUGCCGGAAUGGUUUGUCUUACUGGAUACUGUCAUGGCUCGGGAGUCCAGCAACCGACAGAACGCGACAGCGACGAACCAGCAAGGCUCUCGGUCAACGCACCCGUCGACUAACUCAGGUCGUAUGGCAGCCCUGCUCACGAAUGCCGGCCAAGAGAGGAAGCUUCUUUCCGCUGAGACGCCAGCAUAUGCGUUUCCCGUCACGCCAACGCUGAGGAUGGGAGCUGGUGGGCUGGGAGAGGGAAGGAAGAAGCGGGGCGCAGCAGCAAGAGGGGGAGGGAUGCUAGCAGGCCAUGAAGCAUCCAUUGCUGCGGCUAUGGCUGAGAAAUUCGCAGCUGCAAUGGGCUCUGCGGUUAGAAACGCAUGUUUCCAGUUUGAAGAGCUUACCCGUGAACUGCUGGAAAAUUCAUGCUCCCAGUUCGAGGAACUGUCUGCACGUUUGGCUGAGAAUGCAGCUGCUCAGUUUGAGGAUGUUGCUAGAGAAUUGGCAGCGAACUUCGUGGCGAACCAAUAUGUGAAGAGGCGUAGGGGGUAG